Messenger RNA from Saccostrea echinata, 2786 nucleotides. RefSeq names its product dentin matrix acidic phosphoprotein 1-like. The transcript is spliced from 10 exons. Bases 101 to 2053 code for a protein of 650 amino acids. The record is from RefSeq and is a predicted model, not a curated record. Lineage: Eukaryota; Metazoa; Mollusca; Bivalvia; Ostreida; Ostreidae.
AAAGCUAGAAUUGCGAGGGUUUUAAAAAAUUCAAUCGAUUUAGCUAUAAAAGGAAGUAAACACUAAUAAAAGAAUUUGAAAACCAGAAGUGUGCCACAGGAUGUCAAGUCUAUGUCCAGGAACACUUUUUUCUUUCCCAGGAUUCAACAAAAAGUCCACACCAGUUCCACCACAGACAACAUCAGAGGAACUCUCCAAACGUUAUCGCCGGCAACCUUUCAAUGGCAGACCAUGGCCCCAUGGCAGUCCUGUUGCUGGAGUGUAUGAUGUAGAAUUUUCCUCGACAAAAAUGAUACUUUUCAACAAUAAAAGAAGACAAAGCAAAUUGAGAGGAAACAAUGACCCUAAAAAUGAAGAGAGCUUAAGUCCAGAUCCAAACAGACACUAUCGAGCAUCUUCACCUGUAUCAAGAGAGCUCCACCAGAACUGUUAUAACUCAAUGUCUCCCUACUAUUACCAGCCAAUGACUAUCCCAUGGAUCAACUACUCUGAAAGGCCACCACCAACUUAUGAAGAUGGCAGUCUUGUCAAUCCUAAGCGGCACACAAGUUGCUGUGUGCCAACAGACCCACUGGCUUUCAAAGUGGGAGUUAGUAACGAGAGGCGGCCACAUAGCAGGGCAUCCCUUCCCCCCAAUUUCCGCUCCAGCCCGAUGCUUAAUCACCCAGACCUGAAAAGGGGAGAGAAAAAGUACAUAGGCAGCAUUGCCAGGAUCUACAGUGCUCAACAGAUGAUUAAACUGAAGCAGAAGCAAUACAAUCAGCUUCUUACACUGGAGAUGGAGAAAGGGUAUCAUUCACCUGAAGAAUAUAAGCAGUACAAAAAAUUCAUAGAACUUGGAAGACAACGUCAGUAUGCAAGACCAUCCCGUGCCAAGUCUGCCCCAGCAGACAGAUGGACCAGAGCAUUUGAAGAAAGCCUAUUUGAUGAUGAGGAAGAACAAACUACCAAAAAGUCAGCAUCAUCCAAAAGUCCUCGAAUUAAAUCCCCAACAAACAGCAGUAGAAGGGGCCCUGUCAAGUCCAGCCAAUCAGGAAAAGGAACAGGCAGGUCAUCUACAAAGGAAACAUCAGUGUCAAAAUACCCAACAACAUCGGAAUCUUCACCCAAGGCAUCCCCACAGCCAAAGUCUGAAAUUAAACCAAGAUCACCACCAGUACCUACUGAAGGGGAGGGGGAAGAAAAAGAAGAAAGUUCAGAUACCUCCGAAAGUGUGCAUUCCUCCCCAGACAGAAAAAUCCACAGGGAGGGAUAUGAUAGACCACUGUCCAGAAUGGGGCAUAUCCCUGAAGAUUCUAAAAGCCAAAAAUCUGAAAACAAUGAUGAAGAGUCUUCCAGUAAAUCAAAAACUGAGACCAAGAUGCAAGAAAGUUUACCAGCUUUUACUGAAGAAAGUGACACACAGUCUGCAAGUAAAACUGACACAAACUCCAGUGAGAAACAAGAAUCCAGUAAAUCUGACAGUAAAACACCUACAGAUGAAACGACAACUCGGGAAGACACGUAUAAAUCAUCAACAGAUGACACCACAACUCGAGAAGACCCAUAUAAAUCAUCAACAGAUGACACUACAACUCGAGAAGACCCGUAUAAAUCAUCAACAGAUGACACCACAACUCGAGAAGAUCCGUAUAAGACAUCAACAGAUGACACCACAACUCGAGAAGACCCGUAUAAAUCAUCAACAGAUGACACCACAACUCGAGAAGACCUGUACAAGACAUCAACAGAUGACACAAGAGACAGAGAACCACAAGCGGAUGACAAAAUGGCAUCUGAUUCAGAAUCUCAAUCGGACAUUGAGGAAAAAAAGGAACAGCGAGAGGAAGAGGGAGGUAAAACUAGCGAGUCAGAGUCAGGCACUGAGAGAAAUACCUCCGAGAAUGCAGAAAGUGAGAAGAAACCUUCAGGUUCAAAAGAAAAAGUGUCCUUUAGGAAGGACCCUGAAUUAGAGGGAUCAGAUAAAGCUCAGUUACCAAAGAGAAGGAGAGAUUCUUUAAGUGACGACGAAGUACCAGCUUCUAAAAGGGACCCAGAUGAAUUAGAAUAUUAAUGUGAGACCCAGUUGAAUUAGAAUAUUAAUGUGAGGCCCAGAUGAAUUAGAAUAUUAAUGUGAGACCCAGUUGAAUUAGAAUAUUAAUGUGAGGCCCAGUUGAAUUAGAAUAUUAAUGUGAGACCCAGUUGAAUUAGAAUAUUAAUGUGCUGAAUUUUUAAAAAAAAUAAUUCUAAACUGUUGCAAACAGCCUGGAUUUAAAAAGAAAACAGAUUUCUAUAGUUAUUUAAGUUCUAUAUGUACAAGUUUACUCAUGUUGACAAUUUUUAUCAACAGACAGUGCCAAUUGAAUUUGAAGUAUUUUGAAGUAUACUUUUGAAGUAUUUAGUUAUACAUGUUACUAACAUGUAUUUAUAUAUGAAGAAUAUGUCAAAUCAAUUUUAGAGAUAUAUGUGUUAGUUUCAUUUUUUUUUUUUUUUUGCCUAUUUUUAACAGUAUUCACAACUUUAUUGUGCAGAUAGUUUACACAAUACAAAGCAGUAUUAAUUUAGAUGUUUUCAGUACUGUAACGGAUAACGGAACAAUUUGAUUCUGAGUUCACUUUGAUACACAUGCAAUUUAUAUUUUUAUCUUUACAUAUAUUUAUGCCAGUUAACUGCUUGCAAACUAGACAGAAUUUGCUUUAAUGAUUUUUUUUAAGUAUUGCCUGUGAUAUAUGUAUAUCUCUUCUUUAUAAAUGAUUUAUUAUUGCAAAUCUAGGAACUAUAAGCUAAUAAAUUUUAUUUUUUUGUCA